This is a messenger RNA of Anarrhichthys ocellatus (wolf-eel), 1187 nucleotides long. It is a transcript of the gene selenot1a, whose product is annotated as selenoprotein T, 1a. The record is from RefSeq and is a predicted model, not a curated record. Lineage: Eukaryota; Metazoa; Chordata; Actinopteri; Perciformes; Anarhichadidae. Gene Ontology annotation, molecular function: thioredoxin-disulfide reductase (NADPH) activity. The transcript is spliced from 6 exons. Gene Ontology annotation, cellular component: endoplasmic reticulum membrane. Gene Ontology annotation, biological process: cell redox homeostasis.
CCCUCCAUCUGACAAGUGAGGGAACAGACCCAGGAACGGAAGGCGAUGAAGUGGUUACGUUUUUCGCUCCUCGUUUUGGGGGCUUUCUCGCUGUGCUGCGCCACGUCUGGUGACAGCAGCAGCGGCGUGAAGAAGAUGAAGAUGCAAUUUGCUACGGGACCUCUUCUCAAGUUUCAAAUUUGCAUUUCCUGAGGGUACAAGCGGGUGUUUGAGGAGUACACGCAGGCCUUGUACCAGCGGUACCCAGACAUCCGUAUCGAGGGGGAGAACUAUCUUCCUGUACCCCUCUACCGACAUUUUGCUUCCUUCCUGUCUGUGUUCAAACUGCUGGUGAUCGGGCUGAUUAUUAUCGGCAGGGACCCAUUCGCCCUCAUUGGUAUGCAAGCCCCAGGCCUCUGGGAGUGGGGCCAGGGAAAUAAGAUAUAUGCCUGUAUGAUGGUGUUCUUCCUCAGCAAUAUGAUUGAAAACCAGUUAAUGUCUACAGGAGCUUUUGAGAUCACAUUAAAUGACGUGCCAGUGUGGUCAAAAAUAGAGUCGGGUCACCUGCCCUCCAUGCAGCAGCUCGUGCAAAUCCUGGACAACGAGAUGAAGAUGAACGUUCACAUGAACACAGGAACACACCUCCACUCCUAACCCUACUCGUCAUGUCCUGGCUGGAGCUAAAAGCCCCUCCAUGUUUGAGGUGGGUUUCUCACUGGGCUGUGAAGUGAUGUUUAUGAAGGUCUGCGCUGAAGGCAGGAAGACUGCUAGCACAGACUGGAUGCCCCCCAUCAGUCUUCACCACGCCCCUUGGAGAUGCCUUGCCCCCGACGCCAGAGUGGGAUCCAUGGCAACAGUGCCGGCCAUUCUUUUGUCAUUUUCUUGUACUAUUCAAACUACUGCAGAUUUCAUCCAGGUCAUCAAUGGUCCCAUCAAGACAGAUUUCAAAUUGAUACUCAUAGUCUUUAACUUUAAUUGAUCUAUGUGAAUUAAUAAAAUGUGUAGCUUGUACCACUGAGCCACAUGCAGAAUUGUAUGUUAAUUGUUCUAAACAUAGCCAUGUAGAAGAAACACUUCCAAUCUGUCAUCCCUGUUGUGGAAAUAACAUUGGUGAUUGUGUCUUGAUAUGAUUUCUGAAUAAUUGUUUUUAUAUUUGCAUAACUUGAAGGAAGCUGAGAAGAUAAAUAAAACAAAUUUUAACUAUUUAA